AUGGUUCUGCUCCCGCUGAGGCUGACUGAGCCUGGGUCUUUGCGCUCCUCUGAUCUGCCACCUGGAUCACCCCAUGCGCUUACACCCCUGGCAGCCCCGGGGAGCUCUGAUUACCUGGAAUCCUCUGCUGCCUCCCAGAUGUUGGUCUGGUCUCAGGAACUGGCCAAGAAAUUGAUUCCAUUGCUGGACAUGGAUUCAGCUCAAGACCUUCCCCCAGAACUGGAUCAGUUUGCUGUUCUGCAUCAGGAUCUGCAUGACAAGCUGGCUCGAAUUCUCAAUCAUAAUCCUCUCACUACUGUUGAAGACUCACAUCUUUUUAAAUUGCCAGCAUUAAAAUAUCUAGACAUGGGAGCAAGACAAGUGUCCCUUACAAUAAUUGAGAACGCCCUCCUGAUGACUCUUGAAUUGGAAAAACUGAUCUUAACUAGCCAUAUGGCCUGCUGCCUCUGCCAAUUUAAAAAUAUUGAGGUUGUCUGCAAGACAGUCAAGCUGCAUUGUGACAGUACAUGUCUGACAAACCCCACAUAUUGUCCUGAAGAGGCAUCUAUAAGAAAUCCUGAAGGAGCUUUCAUGAAAGUAUUAAAAUCUUGGAAGAAGAACACAAGCACUGAGCUGAUGAUUAAGCCAGAGAAGGCACCCUCAGACAAAACUGGCAUGAACUGGUCAGAUACGAAUGGUGAUAAAUUUGAAUUUCAGCUAAACCAGCAGCUAAGAUCCCUCUUCUCCAACAAUGACAUGAGAAGGCUCAUUUCUCAUGUUAUCCAGACUUUGGAAAUGGAUGGCUCUGAGUCCCAUGUACAAACAGUUUGUGCCAAGCUCAUCUUCAGAAAAGGCCUCCUGAUGAAGCUUCUCAGUGAGCAGCAGCAGGAAGCAAAGUCGUCCAAGGCAGAAUGGGAUCCGGACCAAUGGAAAACUGAGAACAACAUCAAUGAGAGCCCAGAAGCCCAGGGUGAACAGAAAGACCAGGAGUCACAUGAGAUUUAUUCUCAUAAAUCAGCAUCAGAGGAUGUUAAAGAACGAUCCCCAAGGUGCUUUUUGGAUUUCUGCUGUGGAGAUGCUCACAUCAAAAUCUCUCACAGGGUGAUCCAGGAAGCCCGAACAAAGGAUGCCAUGUACAUAGAUAUACCUGACGAGGGAGAGGAAAGUGAGGUGCCCAACGGGAACUCAGAGUGACCCCGCAUCCUGCC
This is a messenger RNA of Cynocephalus volans (Philippine flying lemur), 1187 nucleotides long. RefSeq names its product leucine-rich repeat-containing protein 37B-like. The record is from RefSeq and is a predicted model, not a curated record. The coding region runs from base 1 to 1173 and encodes 390 amino acids. NCBI's taxonomy places the organism in Eukaryota, Metazoa, Chordata, Mammalia, Dermoptera, Cynocephalidae. The transcript has 10 exons.